GCUGUGGGGCUGAGGCUCGGGGAAGCCUUGGGAGCCAAGUGAGGAAGGCUUUGCUGGGGCGGCAUCGGUUAGUGACUGCAGCCUUUGCUGGGGCGGCAUCGGAUGGUGACUGCAUUGCAGGUUUUCUUGUUUGUGCUGCUGUCCAGGCUGGAUGGUCGUGGGCAAGGGGAGGAACAUGGGCGCUGUCAUGAAGCAGUCUGCUGCUUCUGCCACCUCUGUAAUGACAAUAUUGGCAUUAACCUGACAGAUCCUAUGUUUAGAGGAGUCUACAGGGGAACACAAAAACAUCAAGAUGACCUUUUGGAUGUGAUAGAGCGAGCAGUCAAAGUUGGUGUUAAAAAGUUUCUGAUUACAGGCGGAAGUCUACAAGAUAGUAAAGAUGCAUUGCAGCUCGCGCAAACAAAUGACAUGUUUUACAGUACAGUUGGCUGUCAUCCUACCCGCUGUGGAGAAUUUGAGCAGACUAGCCCUGAGCAGUAUUUAUCUGAAUUAAAGAAUCUGAUUGAAAAAAAUAAGACAAAGGUAAUAGCAGUUGGAGAAUGUGGCUUAGAUUUUGAUAGAUUAGAAUUUUGCCCAAAGGACAUCCAACUCAAGUAUUUUGAAAAACAGUUUGACCUGUCAGAACAGACACGACUGCCCAUGUUUCUCCACUGUAGAAACUCACAUGCUGAAUUUUUAGACAUAAUGAGGAGAAACCGAGACAGAUUUGUAGGAGGGGUGGUACAUUCCUUCGAUGGCACGAAGGAAGAAGCAGCAGCUAUAAUAGAUUUGGAUCUUUAUAUUGGAAUAAAUGGCUGUUCACUGAAAACGGAAGCCAGCUUGGAAACGCUGAAAUCAAUUCCUAGUGAACGAUUAAUGAUAGAGACAGAUGCACCUUGGUGUGGAGUGAAAAACACUCAUGCUGGAUCAAAAUACAUUAAAACUACAUUUCCUACAAAAAAGAAAUGGGAGACAGGACACUGCUUGAAGGACAGGAAUGAACCCUGCCAUAUAAUUCAAAUACUGGAAAUAAUGGCGGCAGUAAGAGAAGAUGACCCACUUGAGUUGGCCAAUACUCUAUAUAACAACACUAUUAAAGUCUUCUUUCCAAAUAUAUAAAGUUGUUCUUCUGACAUUUAUUCAGUGCAAUUUUAGUGAAUAUAUUGAAAAAACUUCAUCAUAUAUGCAAAUUUCUUAUCAAUGGAAGCCAAUGUGUAGUCUGUUUUGGGUUUUUUUAUGGUACAAGAUUAAAGCUGCUUGUGAAAAGA
Pogoniulus pusillus (Red-fronted tinkerbird) is the source of this 1247-nucleotide messenger RNA. RefSeq names its product TatD DNase domain containing 1 (gene TATDN1). The transcript has 12 exons. Lineage: Eukaryota; Metazoa; Chordata; Aves; Piciformes; Lybiidae. The record is from RefSeq and is a predicted model, not a curated record. Gene Ontology annotation, molecular function: 3'-5'-DNA exonuclease activity. Gene Ontology annotation, cellular component: cytosol. Bases 103 to 1098 code for a protein of 331 amino acids.